AUUUGCCCACAGGCUGGGAAGAAGCAUAUACUUUUGAAGGUGCAAGAUACUAUAUAAACCACAAUGAGAGAAAAGUGACCUGCAAGCAUCCAGUCACAGGCCAGCCAUCCCAGGAUAAUUGUAUCUUUGUUGUGAAUGAUCAGACUGCUGCAACCAUGACAUCUGAUGAAAAGAAGGAACGACCCAUAAGUUUGAUAAACGAAGCUUCCAAUUACAGCAUGGCUUCAGACUAUACCGUUCAUCCCAUGAGCCCUGUGGGCAGAACAUCACGGGCUUCGAAAAAGGUUCAUAAUUUUGGAAAGAGGUCCAAUUCAAUUAAAAGGAAUCCAAAUGCACCCGUGGUCAGGCGAGGCUGGCUGUAUAAGCAGGACAGUACCGGCAUGAAGCUGUGGAAGAAACGCUGGUUUGUGCUUUCUGACCUUUGCCUUUUUUAUUAUAGAGAUGAGAAGGAGGAGGGGAUUCUGGGCAGCAUCCUGCUGCCUAGUUUUCAGAUAGCCAUGCUCACCUCUGAGGACCACAUCAACCGCAAGUACGCUUUUAAGGCAGCCCACCCAAACAUGCGGACCUAUUACUUCUGCACCGACACAGGGAAGGAGAUGGAGCUGUGGAUGAAAGCCAUGCUAGAUGCUGCCCUGGUGCAGACAGAGCCUGUGAAAAGAGUGGACAAGAUCACAGCUGAAGGUGCCUCAACUAAGGAAACCAAUAACAUUCCCAACCACCGAGUUCUCAUUAAACCAGAGCUCCAAAACAAUCAGAAAAAUAAGGAAAUAAGCAAAAUUGAGGAAAAAAGGGCCUUAGAAGCUGAAAAAUACGGGUUUCAGAAGGACGGCCAAGAGCGACCACUAACAAAAAUUAACAGUGUAAAGUUGAACUCUGUACCAUCAGAAUAUGAAGGUGGCCCAGCCUGCCCACCUCCGAAUGUGCUCUACAGACCCGUCAAUGUGAAUAGUUCAGACGGAAAAACAGGGAACGUCAGCUUGGCAGAUGCCCGGGGUGGCAGUCACCCACGUGCAGGGCCCCUCGCCACAGAGGCCGAUCGCGUCAUUCAGAGAACGAAUUCAAUGCAGCAGUUGGAGCAGUGGAUUAAAGUCCAGAAAGGACGGGGCCUUGAGGAAGAGCCCAGAGGAGUAAUUUCUUAUCAAACAUUGCCAAGGAAUAUGCCAAGCCACCGAGCCCAGGUUGUGGCCCGCUACCCUGAAGGUUACCGAACACUCCCAAGAAACAGCAAGACUAGACCUGACAGUAUCUGCAGUGUGACCCCCUCUGGCCAUGAGAAGACUGGGCCUGGAACAACGGAGGAGAAGAGGCGGUCCAUGAGGGACGACACCAUGUGGCAGCUGUAUGAAUGGCAGCAGCGCCAGUUUUACCACAAGCAGAGCACCCUUCCUCGGCACAGCUGCCUGGGCAGCCCCAAGCAGCCCCUGGUGAAGGUCUCUGACCAGACGAUGUACUCCAUCCCCACCUCACCUUCCCAUGGGUCAGUGGCUGCUUACCCGGCAUUCUCCCCACAACGAACAUAUAGGUCGGAAGUGUCCUCACCCAUCCAGAGAGGAGAUAUCACGGUAGACCGCAGGCACCGGGCUCAUCACCCUAAGCAUGCCUAUGUACCUGACAGGCGGUCAAUGCCAGCUGGCUUAGCUUUACCGGCUGUUAGUCCUCAGAGCCUCCAAGGCAGAACGCUGUCACAAGAUGAAUGUAGGAGCACACUCUACAAAUACAGACCUGAAGAAGUAGAUAUUGAUGCCAAAUUAAGCAGAUUGUGUGAACAGGAUAAAGUGGUCCGUGCCCUGGAGGAGAAGCUGCAGCAGCUGCACAAGGAGAAAUACACGCUUGAGCAGGCCUUGCUGUCGGCCAGCCAAGAGAUAGAGAUGAAUGCAGAUAACCCAGCAGCCAUCCAAUCUGUGGUGUUGCAGAGGGACGACCUGCAAAACGGACUGCUUAGCACCUGUCGGGAGCUCUCCCGAGCCACCGCUGAGCUGGAACGAGCCUGGCGAGAAUAUGACAAGUUAGAGUAUGAUGUGACUGUCACCAGGAACCAGAUGCAGGAGCAGCUUGAUCGUCUUGGGGAAGUACAGAGUGAAUCGGCAGGAAUUCAGCGGGCACAGAUUCAAAAAGAACUUUGGAGAAUUCAAGAUGUCAUGGAGGGGUUGAGCAAACACAAACAGCAAAGAGGCUCCUCAGAAACAGUAGGUCUGGCAGGAUCAAAGCCUUUCUCGGCAGUUAAGUACAAAAGUGAGGAAGAGGAAGUAGUCCCACCUCGGCCUCCACUUCCUCGGUCUUAUGACUUUACAGAGCAGCCUCCCAUAAUCCCCCCUCUGCUCAGUGAUAGCAGCUCCUUGCUCUGUUAUAGCAGGGGCCCCGUGCGUCUGCCUGAAGAAAAGAAGCUGCAUCAAGUUCAAGGAUACCCAAGAAAUGGCUCUCACUCUGGUCCAGAUUAUAGACUCUACAAGAGUGAGCCAGAGUUGACCACAGUGGCAGAAGUUGAUGAAUCUAACGGAGAAGAAAAGUCAGAACCGGCUUCUGAGACGGAAGCUCCGGUUGUUAAAGGUUCCCACUUUCCCGUUGGAGUUCCUCUGAGAACGAGGUCACCCACGCCGGAAUCCUCAACAAUAGCUUCCUACGUGACCUUGAGGAAGACGAAGAAGGUGGAGCUAAGAACGGAGAGACCAAGAAGUGCAGUGGAACAGCUGUGUCUGGCUGAAAGUACUCGCCCUAGGAUGACCGUGGAAGAGCAAAUGGAGAGAAUAAGGAGACACCAACAGGCCUGCCUGAGGGAGAAGAAGAAGGGGCUGAAUGUCAUCAGUGCCUCAGACCAGUCCCCCUUCCAAAGUCCUUCGAGUGUGAGGGAUAACCCUGUGACAGUUACUCAGACUCUAAGGAGGGCUGAAAGCGUUAAGGAACUGGACCCCGAGCACAGAGAAAAUGACGUAAAGCUUGAUCCUGAAACUGCAGCCGCAGAAGCUGUGCUCCUGGAAGAUGCUGGACCCCAGAAGGCAGACCUUGGCAGAAAGCUUAAAAGAACUGAAAGUAUUUUUUAUGAAAUGCUCUUCACACCUGAGCCAAAUGGAAUGAGUUCUGAGGGAGUGAUGGAUACAGAAAAGCAUAAAGAUCAGACACUGGAAGAUGUUACGUGCAGCCCUCAAGAAGAGGCGGAGAUGACAAACCAUCAGGCAGAGGAUCACCCUGAGGAAGCACAGAGUCUUCAUGAAGAGGAGGGAACUCUUGCUUCUUUGGAGUCACCUCCUGAGAUUCCUAGAGAGAAUCAAACCACAGUGAAAAGUCUGUCCCCGUCUCCCGAGUCCUCCGCAUCACCAGCUCCGCCCACUCCACCAAAGCUCACAGAAGGAUCGCAUUUCAUGUGUGUGUAGUCUCAGAACUGCACUGACGUCUCUUGAGAGCACACAGAGCUGAAGCCGUGGACCCUCAGCGAUGGAAGAUGUUGUACAGUAUACCUUAAAUCUAUGAAAUUCAUAGUUCUGAUGCAUCUGACCACAGAGCAUCGUUUUAUCACUUUUGGAAAAUGUUUAUUCCAAAAUAGCUUUAACGGCCCAUGUGUGCACUCCGUAGUCUCGAGGUCACCAUCCUCCGCCAGCUUGCUGCUAUGAGUUCAGAGCCCACCCACCAGUCCAGGUGCUUUCUCCCGCGCUCCAUCCAUCCAGAGCUUGCUUAGUUGCAGUUCCCAGAUUUAGAUGCUUAAGUCUCGGUGGAUUUAUGUUUUCUUUGGCUUUUCGGCAAAGCUAUAUUCCCCUGUGAGCCUUGUUUUCUUUCCUUUCUUUUCUUCCCAUUCUGGCUACUGCAGUGCUUUGUUUGACACUUGAUUUGUAAAGAUUUUAUAUAAAUAUAUUUAAAAUGUGCCAUUUUAUUACUGCUAAGUGAAGUAUGUCCCGUUUUCUGCUAUAAUUCUUCCUCAGUCAGAUACAGCGUUAGCAGUUACUACCACUCUGUCAGCUCCCACACAAAUGCCAUUGCUUAGCUUUUCCUUAAAAAGCAAAACAAUUACAAGUGUAGGUAUUUUGGAAGUACUGGACUUUUACAUCGUUGGAAUAAUGUGUACAGCAAUAAAGCAGGCUUUUAGCUCCAGUACUUGGUUUGUGUACAGAUGUAAUUAUGUUCAUUGUGUAGAUGUUAUACAGUGAGCACAUGUAAUAAAGGCGCUUACUAGAGUUUACUGCAAA
Cricetulus griseus (Chinese hamster) is the source of this 4175-nucleotide messenger RNA. NCBI's taxonomy places the organism in Eukaryota, Metazoa, Chordata, Mammalia, Rodentia, Cricetidae. The record is from RefSeq and is a predicted model, not a curated record.